AAUAAAAAUCAGUCUUGGUGAUACUUUAAACGAAGCAUCUUCCGUUCUUGUAAUGUUCAUAAAAUUAAAUAUUAAAAAAAUUUUUAAUUUACAAAAAUAAAAAUAAAAUGGAGUUAGGGUCGAUUGAUUUAGUGAUUAUAAUAGUAGGAAUUAUUGUUGGUUUUUAUUAUUGGUCAACAGCGACUCAUAAUCAUUGGAAACGAUUGAACGUUCCUGGUCCGAAACCACUUCCACUAGUUGGUAACUUUGGUUCUUUUUAUUUUGGACAAAAAGCAUUUGCAGAUAUUCACCAACAAUUUUACAAGGAAUGGAAACGCGAACCAUUUUAUGGUAUUUACAAUGCACGUUUGCCGACUCUAAUGGUGACAGAUCCAGAGUUAAUACGUCAUAUCUUGAUAAAAGACUUCAAUGUCUUCAAUGGUCGUGGAAUUAACAUCAAUGAAAGUGACCCGUUGGCGCAUCACCUAUUCAACAUUGAAGGGCAUGAGUGGAAAGUACUACGCUCUAAAUUGACACCCGCAUUCACGACAGGUAAACUCAAGCACAUGAUCGAUUUGAUGAUCGAGUGCGCAGAUCACUAUGAAAAGUUUUUGAAGGACCAAAUUGGAAGUGGCAAAGUACUUGAGAGUCGAGAAUUGGCGGCGAAAUUCACCACGGAUGUUAUUGGAUCUUGUGCGUUUGGCAUUAAUAUGAACGCUAUUGGUCAAGAAGACAGUCAAUUUCGAAUAAUUGGAAGAAAAAUUUUUGAACCGACUAUUUGGAAUAUGGUUAAACGAUUGAUGUCAAUUUUGACACCGGGACUGUUCAGGUUUUUGGGCUUGCAGACUUUGUCAAAUGAACAUACUAAUUUUUUUAUAAAUUCUAUAAAAGAGACCAUAAAGUUCCGUUUAAAAGAAAAAAUUGUUCGUCAUGAUCUGGUUGACAUGUUGAUCGAUAUUAAGAGACAUCAAAAUGAAAUCGAUUUCGAGUUAACAGAGGCUCUUCUGGCAUCGCAAGCUUUCGUUUUCUUCGCCGCGGGCUUUGAAACUUCCUCAACCACAAUUUCUUUCGCUUUGUACGAAUUAGCAACUGUUCCUGAAACUCAAGAAAAAUUAAGAACUGAAAUUAUUGAAACACUUGCAAAACACAAUGGUCAAAUAUCAUACGAAGUUAUCAACGAAAUGAAAUACCUCAAUAUGGUUUUACAAGAAACGUUGAGAAAAAAUCCUCCAGUUAUUCUUCUUCAAAGAAAAUCGAUACAACCUUAUGAAGUACCUGGAAGUGAUGUAACAUUACCUACAGGAACAAGAGUAUUUAUCCCGGUGUACAGUAUCCAUCACGAUGAGCAAUACUUUCCAAACCCAGAACUUUUUGAUCCUGAGCGAUUUGACGAAGAUGAUAAGAAACAUUCUAUGACCAAUUUGCCCUUCGGCGACGGUCCUAAGAACUGUAUCGGCGCGAGAUUUGCUGCUUAUCAAUCAAAACUAGGACUCAUUUGUAUUCUUAAACAUUUCAAAGUAUUGCCAUCACAAUCCACUAAAGUUCCCUAUGAAAUUGACAAAGCUGCUAUCGUUUUAUCCGUUAGCGGAGGUAUUAAUUUGAAAUUUGAACCGCUCAAUACAAAAUGAUUCAUAUAAACGACGUAUAAAUAUUAUCUUCUAUCUAAAAGCGAUAUUAAUAAUCAAAUUGUUUUCACAACUAAGAUAUUGUAAGUAAAUAAUGGACUCGACUAAUAAUUUUAUUAAUUGUACAACAUUUUUUUAUAAAUUAAUCUGA
Cotesia glomerata is the source of this 1755-nucleotide messenger RNA. Its product is annotated as probable cytochrome P450 6a14. The transcript is spliced from 4 exons. Bases 108 to 1607 code for a protein of 499 amino acids. Gene Ontology annotation, molecular function: iron ion binding; oxidoreductase activity, acting on paired donors, with incorporation or reduction of molecular oxygen; heme binding. The record is from RefSeq and is a predicted model, not a curated record. NCBI's taxonomy places the organism in Eukaryota, Metazoa, Arthropoda, Insecta, Hymenoptera, Braconidae.